AUCAUUUGGACAUUUUCUACUUUAGUUGCGGUUGGAGCAUUGACAAGACACAAGACGAUUUCUAUCAUAGGACGUUGCAAAAAUGGAGGUUUCUCAAGAUUUUCCCUUGGCUUCUAAAUAUUCAGUAAGUGGGCUCCGAAUGACAAGUACUGAGUUGACUGCUUAUGCAGUAAUUUCUUUUAUUGUGGUGCUAUGGUGUCACUUUAAAUGGAAUCGCAGACACUUCGAAAAAUUGGCAUCCAGAAUGACAGGACCGCCGGCAUACCCGAUUAUUGGAGCAGGGCUUGAGUUUGUUGGUACACCCCAACAGGUCAUAGAGAGAAUAAUUAAAUUGUUCGACAUAUAUGGUUCUGAACCGUUUAAAGUAUGGAUGGGUACAUCUUUGGGCGUCACCAUAAGCAAACCAGAAGACGUACAAAUAGUAUUAAAUAGUUCCAAGGCCCUGGAGAAAGACCAGUUCUAUAAAUUUUUCAAGAAUACUGUAGGUGAAGGCUUGUUUUCAGCUCCAGUUCAUAAAUGGCGAAGACAUCGUCGWCUCAUUACUCCAGUGUUUAACGCCAAUCUUCUUGAUCAGUUUUUUCCUGUCUUUAAUGAGAAAAAUCGAAUUCUCACAAGAAAUCUAAAAAAUGAAGUAGGUAAAACACAACCAUUUGAUCUUUGGGACUAUAUAUCAAAUACCACUCUUGAUAUAAUUUGUCAAACUGCAAUGGGUUACAAUCUUGACACUCAAUUAAAUAACGAGUCUGAAUUUGCUGAAGCGUUAACAAAAGCAUCGGAAUUAGAUUCUAUGAGAAUUUACAAACCCUGGUUGCACCCUGAUAUAAUAUUUUCAAUUUACGGAAAACUUACGGGACUGCACAACGUCUACAAAACGCUGCACAAACUUCCAAAUCAGGUGAUUAAGGAAAUGAAAGAAAAAUAUGCACAGAAGAAAAUUGAAAGUCAAAAUAAUGCCAUAGAUGUCAACGUUGACAAAAAAAACCGUUUAAAAGUAUUUUUGGACACGUUAUUGGAACUGAAUGAAGCUGGUGCAAACUUUUCCGAUGAAGAACUUAGAGACGAAGUCGUGACAAUGAUGAUUGGUGGUAGUGAAACUAGUGCUGUCACACUUUGCUUCUGCCUAUUACUACUGGCUAUCCAUCCGGAAAUUCAAGACAAGGUUUACGAUGAGAUAUAUGAUGUGUUAGGCGACGGUGACCAAACAAUUACUAUUGAAGACACUACUAAACUUGUUUACCUCGAACAAUGUUUACGGGAAACUCUUCGAUUAUAUCCUAUAGGACCGUUGUUACUUAGACAACUMCAAGACGAUGUCAAAAUUUUUUCCGGUGAUCACACACUGCCAAAAGGAACAACAUGUAUUAUAUCCCCGAUAUGUACGCAUCAUAUUCCUGAUCUGUAUCCGAAUCCAUGGUCCUUCAACCCGGAUAACUUCGACGCUGAAAAUGUUUCUAAACGUCAUAAAUUUAGUUUCAUAGCUUUUAGUGGUGGCCCAAGGGGUUGCCUAGGAUCAAAAUACGCCAUGUUGUCAAUGAAAGUUCUCGUAUCUACGUUUUUGAGAAACUACAGCGUACACACAGACGUAAAAUUAAGUGAUAUUAAAUUAAAAUUAGAUUUAUUGAUGAGAAGUGCUAAUGGUUAUCCAGUGACUAUUCAGACGAGAGAUAGAAGACCUACAUAUAAAAAGAAUUCUUCUACAGUUMAUUUGUGAUAGAUAAAACUAUGAUGUAUUAUCAAAAAGAACAAGUAAUAAUAAUAUUAAGCAAAUGGAUAUAGUUUGCAAGUAAAUGGUUUUAUAAAAGUGAAUUGUUCAAUCCAAUUUCACAAUUUAUAGAUCAGUUAUAUUUAUGAAUAUUAUUGACUUAUAAUUUUAUAUUAUACCUACAUUUAUGUCAAAUUGUCGAGUGGUCGAGUUUAUAAAAUGUUUAAUGAAAAUCGUAAAUAAUUGUAUAAAAUUGUUAAUGGAAAGCUCUCAAUAGUAGUAACUCSUAUUUCGUGUUAAUAAAACUAUACUUAAAAGGCCAAAGCAAAUUAAUAAAAAGGUGGGUGCUUCUAAUCUCAAUAAUGUGUACUUUAUGUGGCCUAUGUCCACCCUCAAAUUGAGUUUUAUAUUUACACCAGACCUAUGUAUUUAUUUUACCUGUUCCUUGUAGUCUUAUAAAAUGCCAAAUAAUUACUGUAACUUAAUAUUAAUAAAUUAUAUGAAUUAUAUAUUCAAAWCUA
Molecule: messenger RNA, 2223 nt
Organism: Diuraphis noxia (Russian wheat aphid)
Lineage: Eukaryota; Metazoa; Arthropoda; Insecta; Hemiptera; Aphididae
Product: cytochrome P450 4C1-like
Molecular function (GO): heme binding; oxidoreductase activity, acting on paired donors, with incorporation or reduction of molecular oxygen; monooxygenase activity
Source: RefSeq, a predicted model, not a curated record